This is a messenger RNA of Morus notabilis, 1181 nucleotides long. Its product is annotated as plant UBX domain-containing protein 4. The record is from RefSeq and is a predicted model, not a curated record. The transcript has 4 exons. Bases 83 to 976 code for a protein of 297 amino acids. Gene Ontology annotation, molecular function: ubiquitin binding. Gene Ontology annotation, biological process: autophagosome assembly; nuclear membrane reassembly; Golgi organization. NCBI's taxonomy places the organism in Eukaryota, Viridiplantae, Streptophyta, Magnoliopsida, Rosales, Moraceae. Gene Ontology annotation, cellular component: nucleus; cytosol.
UUUCAAAGAUCGUGUUUUUCUUUUUUUUUUAUUCUUUCUUUCUCUUUGGUUGUUGGUGUGUUGAGUCGCGAAGAAAUCAUCAAUGGCGUCAAAGGACAAGAGAGCUUCAAAGGCCUCGACCAGUCGAAGCGGCGGUAUUCGCACACUCUCCGAUCUGAAUCGCCAUUCCGCGGAUUCCGACAGCGAUUCCGAUGGGCCUCAGGAGUACUACACUGGCGGCGAAAAAAGUGGAAUGCUCGUUCAAGAUCCUUCGAAGGAUAAUAAUGUGGAUGCAAUCUUUGAUCAAGCUAAGCAACUGGGAGCUGUAGAAGGGCCUGCUCUUCCACCUUCAGGCUCAAGGAGCUUUACUGGAACUGGUAGAUUACUCUCAGGGGAAACUGUUCAAUCUUCUCCUCAGCAGCCUGAGCCUGUUAUACACAACAUUGUUUUCUGGGGCAAUGGUUUUACUGUGAACGAUGGUCCUUUGAGGAGGUUGGACGAUCCUGAAAAUGCAUCUUUCUUAGAGAGUAUCAAGAAGUCUCGGUGUCCAGCAGAGCUAGAACCUGCAGAUGGUCAUGGGAGGACCGCAGUUCAUGUCAAUCUGAUUCGGAGGAAUGAAAAUUGCCCCGAGCCAGAGAAUCGCCAAGUACCAUUUCAGGGUGUGGGAAGAACUCUCGGUAGUAGCUCCUCCUCAGUUGCACCUGAGCCAACCACGGCUUCCACUGCUCCAGCCCCAUUGGUGAACGUGGUUGUGGAUGAAGCACUGCCAUCAACCUCAAUUCAGCUUAGGAUGGCUGACGGAACCCGCUUGAUCGGACAGUUUAAUUACCACCAUACCAUUGGCGAUAUCCAUGCCUUCAUCGAUGCAUCUAGACCCGGAGGUCCUAGAAAUUACCAGUUGCAGAUGAUGGGAUUCCCUCCCAAGCUUCUUAGUGACCGAACUCAGACCAUAGAGCAGGCUGGUCUUGCUAAUUCAGUUGUUAUCCAGAAACUCUAACCCAACUUCCCCAUAACUGCUAUCUGUGACUUCUUUGGAACUAUAAUGAGGAUGUGAACCUGAUAUGUUAGCUGAAGACCCUGGAUGUGUUUUUAGGGGCGGGUUGACUUUCAUGGGAUGCAUUUAUUUAAUAAAAACGAAUAUAUAUGUUUUACACAUUAAAAACCAAAGUUUAUUGUAAAGUGGUGUAGGCUUUUGAUUGAUU